This is a messenger RNA of Saprolegnia parasitica CBS 223.65, 3420 nucleotides long. RefSeq lists its product as hypothetical. Gene Ontology annotation, biological process: regulation of actin nucleation; endosome fission; endosome organization. The record is from RefSeq and is a predicted model, not a curated record. Gene Ontology annotation, cellular component: endosome; WASH complex. Lineage: Eukaryota; Oomycota; Saprolegniomycetes; Saprolegniales; Saprolegniaceae. The transcript has 16 exons. Bases 1 to 3420 code for a protein of 1139 amino acids.
AUGGAGUUCCUCGCCGAAGAGAACGAGUGUGGGCAGACGCUCCUUCGGCUCGUGAGCCGCGGCAGCGCCAUCAUCGCCGAGCUCUUCCGCCUCAGCAACAACAUCCCAGGUAUCUUUCUCGGGUCGUCCUUCGUCGAGGACCCGGAGCAGCGCAAGUACCUCGACAUCCUCUUCGACUUUGCGUACCUCAAGAACCCGGAGGAGUUUGAAAACGUCGUCAACAGCAACACGGAGCUGCUGGACGUCGACGACGAGUUUAUGGACAACCAUGAAGACAUCCUCGAUCGCUUCUACCAACUCUUUGACAGCAUCUACAAGUACAUCAAGGACUACCUCGACUUUUGCGAGAACCUCGAGAAAGGCUUCUUCAUCCAGCACGACCUCGCCAACAUCCUCCUCGACACGGACGGCGCGCAGCUCAUGUGCGAGUCGCUCUAUCUCUACGGGUGCAUGCUCCUCCUCCUCGACCAAAAGAUCCCAGGCCCCGCGCGCGAGCGCAUGGUCAUUGCGUUCUUCCGCAACAAGGGCGAGUCGGCGCUUGAAAAUAUUGACGAAGUGUGCAAGCUCUGCCGCGUCACGGGGUACCUCCCGGGCAUGGCCAAGCCGCCGCAGUACCCGGAGCGCUUCUUCAAGCGAUUUGCGCCGCCGGAAGAGGUCGUGAGCAUGGUCAUCGGGAAGCUCCAGACCGACGACGUGUACCUGCAAGAGCCGGCGUUCCCGCACCGCGACCACCGCAGCACGCGUCUCGCAGCCCAAGCCAGCGCGCUUUACGUAGUCUUGUAUUUCGCGCCCGACAUCCUCAUCCACGAAAAAGCCAGCAUGCGCGAAAUCGUGGACCGGCACUUCAACGACAACUUUAUCCUGGCGACGUACAUGGGCACGGUCGUCGAUCUCUCGCUGGAGUGGGCGCCGUACCCUGCCGCGCGCGUCGCGCUCGCCAAUACGCUCGAGAUCGGCAACAUUACGCAAAUCGUCAAGACAAAGGCCAAGCAGAGUGUCAAGUCGAUCGACCAGCUCUCGCACUACCUCACCGAAGGCGUCUUGAACGACCAGUUUGUUCUGGAGAACCUCGACCCGCUCCUGCAUUGCAUUCGCAGCGCCAACGUGGUCAUCCGCUGGACGAUCCUCCACAGCCGCAUGCAAGAAGUGAUCCCGAUGAUGAACAACAGCCGCGAGCAGCGCGCCGUUUUUGACAAGGCCACGGACCCGGACCGCCUCAUCACGCUGCUCCUGCAAGCGUCGCAGCUCGAGUGGAAGCUCAAGCAGAUCUUCCAGUCGCUGCUUGCGUCGAAGGAAGAGCGCUGGCAGCACUGCAUGAAGGAGACGAGCGACCGGCUGGAAGAACUGAGCGAUUACUUUACGGGCGAGAAGCCCCUCACGCGCGUCGAGCGCAACGAAGACCUCAUGGGCUGGUUCAAGGACACGGCCGAGAAGGUCAAGAGCCUCGACUACGUCGACCAUGUCAAGGCGGGCCGACGCAUCAAGCGGCUCAUUGAAGCGCUUCUGUCGGUCGAGCAGUUUGACCAAAUCGACACGUCGCUUCAAGUCAAGGCCUUCUUGGCCGAGUCGCGCCAGUUCCUCACCGAGAUGGUGCGGACGGUCCGUGUCCGUCAAGAAGCCAUGGGUAUCAUCGAGACGGUCUCGGACCUGAGCUACGGCUGGGAGAUCAUCAACGAUUUUAUGCCAAUCCUGCACACACGCGUCAAGCGCGAUCCGAGCUGCGUCAUCUUGCUACGUGCGCUCUUUUUGAAGCUGGCGUCCAUCUUGGACAUUCCCCUCACGCGUAUCCACCAGUGCAACUCGACCGACGUCAUCUCGGUCGCCGAGUAUUACUCGGGCGAGCUCGUCGACUACGUCCGGCGCGUCAUGGAGAUCAUUCCGCAGAGCGUCUUUCGCAUCUUGGCGGGUAUCGUCAAGCUCCAGACGGACCACAUGAAGACGAUUCCGGUCAAGAUCGAAGCCCUCUUGCUCAAGAACCACGCGCAGCUCAACGAGCGCUACCGCCUCGCGCGUGCGACCAACGAAGUGUCCAAGUACACGGAAGGUAUCUUGGCCAUGAAGAAGACGCUGCUCGGUAUUCUUGAAGUGGACCCGCGCCAAGUGCUCGAAGAAGGCUUGCGCAAGGAGCUUGUCUACCGCGUCUCGCGCGCGUACCAUGAUAUUCUGCAGUUUCCUGCGGCGCUCAAUGCCGCCGAAGGCACCGCGAUCUUCCAGUCGCUGGCGAGCACGCUGCAGGCGUACCGCCUCUCGUUCGAGUACAUCCAAGACUACGUCGGCAUUUAUGGGCUACGCAUGUGGCACGAGGAGUUGAGCCGCGUCAUCAACUACAACGUCGAGGCCGAGUGCAACCGAUACCUCAAGAAGAAGAUCUACGACCGCGCAUCGCAGUAUCAGUCGCGAGCGAUCCCGAUCCCGCGCUUCUCGCCGCCGCCCCAAGACACGAGCAUCAAUUUCAUGGGCCGGCUUCUCCACGCGCUCUUUGUGAUGACGGACCCGCACGACACGAUUUUUCUGGCUGGCAUGAGUACGUUUGGCCUUUUGCACCAGAGCAUUGGGCUCCUCGGGCUGGUCGGCAUUGAUCGUAUGCUCAGCUUUCGCAUCGUGCACACGCUCAACAACUUGAUCAAGUUUUGGGGCUCAACCGUCACGCCGUACUUGCCGCUGCUCGACCAGCUCGCGACGGGUCUCGAGCCGUACUGGCGCAUGCCCGAGAACGCGACCAAGCUCUACGAGGCCGCGCAAAAGAAGGUCGAGAAGCUCCAGAGCAAGCUGCUCAAGGCCGUCUUGAUCAUUGGCCAGGCCGCGCUGCUUCGCAAGGCGAUUGCGGGCGAGCUUGCGUUCAGCUCGCGCCUCGACGCGCAUUUGCUCACGUGCUCGAUCGACACGCUCGACAAGAGUCUUCUCGGGGACAUCCGCUUGCACUACCGGUCGCCGGGCACGACCCCGUACCCGAAUCCCGCCGUGCUCGUCGAGGUCAACAAGUACCUCGAGAACAUGGGCGCCAACGACCCGUUCCAGAAGAUCUACAUUACGAUGGACGCGCCGCUCGAAGGUCUCGCGAGCCUCUUUCUGCUCUUUGUGCUCGCCUACAUGCCAAAAUUGCAGUACGAUGCGGCGUUUGGGUCGCUCAAGCGCGUGGCACAGAAUCCGCUCGACGGGUCGCCGCUCGUCUUGGGCCUCGUCACGAUCUUCAAGCAACUCCACCCGUCGUUCACCGACCAGUUUGUCGCGUAUGUCGGGCAGUAUGUCCGGUCGCAGAUCAACGACAUUGCGCAGCGCCCGGGCGCCACCGGCGAGCUGCCCCCCGAUGUGCUCAACGUGCUUAUCUUUCUCGUGCAGUUUGCGCGCGCGUCGCACCUCAAGUCGAGCAUGCUCCACACGCACGUGCCGGCCUACAUCUUUGAUGCAAUGCAAAUGUAA